AUGUCCGAGUUAACACCUGAAGCUUCCCGUUUGUAUCGUGUGCGUAAGACGACGGUCAAGAUGCUACACAAUCGUGGUUACAUUGUAAGUGAGAAUGAAUUAGUUAUGACACCUGAGGCUUUUCAAUCACAGUUUGGGGACAAUCCCACCCGUGAGAUGAUGACAAUUCUUGUCGAGAAGAUUGACGACCCAAGCGACAAUUUGUUUGUCUUUUUUCCAGAAGAUACAAAAGUAGGAGUUAAACCGAUUCGAAACUACUGCAAUCGUAUGAAAGAUGAAAAUGUGACCAAAGCCAUUCUUGUCGUGCAAGAAGGCAUUACGCCAUUUGCCCGUCAAGCGCUUAAUGAGAUGGCGCCACGUUACAAAAUUGAGCAUUUUAAAGAGACUGAAUUACUUGUAGACAUUACAGAACAUACACUUGUACCUGUACAUCGUGUACUUGGUCGAAGUGAGAAGGCAGCGUUGCUCAAGCGGUACCGUAUUCGUGACUCGCAAUUGCCGAGAAUGCAGGUGACGGACCCCAUUGCACGUUACUAUGGAAUGAGUCGAGGCCAAGUGGUUAAGAUUAUUCGACCGUCCGAAACGGCUGGUCGCUACGUCACGUAUCGCGCUGUCAUUUAA
Molecule: messenger RNA, 621 nt
Organism: Plasmopara halstedii
Lineage: Eukaryota; Oomycota; Peronosporomycetes; Peronosporales; Peronosporaceae
Product: dna-directed rna polymerase and iii subunit
Exons: 1
Coding region: 1-621 (206 amino acids)
Biological process (GO): DNA-templated transcription
Cellular component (GO): RNA polymerase II, core complex; RNA polymerase III complex; RNA polymerase I complex
Molecular function (GO): DNA binding; DNA-directed RNA polymerase activity
Source: RefSeq, a predicted model, not a curated record